AUAUCUUCACAAACCCACACACAGCACUAGCAGCAACAGGAGAAGGGCUGGUGUCACUGACCUGCAGUAACACUAUGGGACCCAAAACCUCCUCUGGCUUCUACCUUAGCAAGACCUCAGCUGCCCUGCUGGCACUGUUACUGGCAGUCCUGUUCCUGGCACUCAUUAUACUUGCAGCCCUCUAUGCCAGGACUAAGGCACCAGAUCCUGGGGAAGUUCUGUCAGAGAUACAUAGUAACUCAGUCAGUCUGCCUUUAACCUCGACUCCCUCUUCCUCAAUGACUCCUACUCCAGGGACCACUGGGCGCCCAGGCAUCUGGGACAAUCUGCGCCUGCCCAAAAACUUGGUUCCCCUGCACUAUGACCUGGAGCUGUGGCCAAGGAUGCUCCCUGACUCUGAUGAUAACUACUUACUCUGGGGACAGGUAAACAUCACCAUACAGUGUGUGGAGAAGACAGACAUUGUCCUGCUGCACAGCUACCUGCUGAACAUCUCUAGAGCAGAGCUGAAGGUCCAGAAGAAAGGAGAAGACAUGGACCUCGUGGAGGAAAGAGACUGGGGACAGGACCCAUUACACAAACAUAUACUAAGGACAGAUGACACCUUACCAUCACCCGUGGAGAGGAUAGGCAUUAAGGACCUGUGGGUGUCUGAAGUCCACCAAUAUCUGGUUCUGGAGCUGGAAGGUCCACUGGUGGCUGGUGGUUUGUAUACACUGGAGUUGGACUACCAGGGAUUCUUGAGUAACGACCUGCAGGGACUCUUUCUCACACAUUAUAAAGACCUUGGCAUGGACAAAGUCCUGAUUGCCUCAGAGAUGGAGCCAACAUCUGCACGGACCGUUUACCCAUGUUUUGAUGAACCUGCAUUUAAAGCAACCUUUAAAACUAGAAUGGUUCAUAAUUCAAGCUAUGUUGCCCUAUCCAAUAUGCCUGCUAUAGCUGUGUCCGAAAGGGAAGAUGUAGAUGGAAAUAUGUGGACUGUUACCACAUUUAAUACUACACUGAAAAUGUCAACCUAUAUAACUGCUUUUGUAAUUUGCGACUUUGAUUACGUCAACACAACUGAAAGGGGCCAUGAGAUCCGAAUUUGGGCUCGCAAAGAAGUUGUACAAAACGGGUAUGCAGACUUUGCACGGAGUAUCGUGGGACCAUUACUUUCAUUUAUGGAAGAUUUAUUAAACAUCACAUAUCCUCUUCAAAAAACAGAUUUUGUGGCGUUGCCUUACUUUGGCGUUGGUGCAAUGGAAAACUGGGGAUUAAUUACUUUUCAUGAGCCUUCGUUGAUUUAUAACCCGAAACAUAAAUUCCGCAAUUCAAAGGCGUUGGUUUGCCUUAUUACUGCUCAUGAGAUUGGGCACCAGUGGUUUGGGAACCUUGUUACCAUGAAAUGGUGGAAUGAUAUCUGGCUGAAUGAAGGAUUUGCAUCGUACAUGGAACUCUUGGGUGCAAGCUCCGUUGACUGCAAGCUAAAACUAAAUGAAAUGUUUGUAAUGCACAGCUUGGCAAACCUGCUCAGAUCUGACAGCAAGAGACAGUUAAGAGCUCUCUCCGUGAAGGAAGAUGACAUCCAAAAAACAGACAAUAUAGUAACAUUUUUCGAUAUAGUCUCUUACAAUAAGGGAGCUGCUUUUGUUCGUAUGUUAUCCAACUUCUUAACUGAGAAACUCUUCUUAAAGGGGAUCAGAUCAUACUUGAAGACAUUUUCAUUCUCAAAUGCUGACCAGGAUGAGCUAUGGGAUCAUUUGCAAAUGAUUAUAGAUGAUCAGGAAGAAGUUCAGUUACCAGCAUCAUUAAGGCAAAUCAUGGAUUCAUGGACAUGGCACGAAGGGAUACCGCUGCUAACUCUAAACACCUCUACUGGGAAUCUGAUCCAAGAACAACUCAAGACUGCCAGUUCAAAUAACAUAACAAGUAAUAAUAAUAACACAUGGAUUAUCCCUGUUUCAUGGAUGAAAAAUGGAGUAGAACAGUCCAUAAUUUGGCUAAACAACCAAUCCAGUAUUUUUCCAGAGUUGAAAAUCACUUCCGAUGACGAUUGGAUUCUGUUAAAUAUUAACAUAACAGGGUAUUACAGAAUUAACUAUGAUGGGAAGAAUUGGAAUAAUAUAGCAAAACAACUUCAAAAAUUCCACAAGGUUUUCCCAGUGGUUAACAGAGUCCAACUGAUAGACAAUGCGUUUACUCUGGCAAAAUCUGGAUACAUAGAAUAUGAUGCUGCUCUUGGUUUGACAAAGUACCUCGAGAAAGAGGAUGAAAUCAUAGUGUGGGAUACAGUGCUGUCACAUAUAAUGCCCGAACGAAACCCACACAUCAAUUAUAUCACAUUUCCACUGAUAAAGAAAUAUAUUUUACAAAGAAUUAAUCCAAUAUAUCAGCACUAUGCAAGUUUAAUUCGGAGUAACUUUGAUGAAACAGCUGAUGACUAUUUAAUUCAUACAACAAUCAACAAUAUUUUUAAAACUGCCUGCUCACUUGGACUGCAAGAUUGCUUGGACCUGGCACGUGAAAUGUACUCUGUAAUGAUGGACAACAGCACCAAUGAAAUUCCAUAUUCCGUUCAAAAUUCCAUCACUUGUUAUGCCAUCUCAGUGGGUAAUGAGAGGGAGUGGGAGUUUGCAUGGAACAUAUUUAACAAGUCAAUCAGCGAAGAUCACUAUGACUUUGACAAUGAAUACUUGAGCCACAGUCUUUCCUGCACAAAAGAGCCCUGGCUACUUCAGAGAUAUUUACAUAAUAUCUUGGAAAUUGGAAAUGUACAUGUUGCUUUAGACGUCUUCCAAGCCAUGAUCAAGCAAGAUUUAGGAAAAUAUAUCGCUUGGGAUUUUUUGAAAGACAACUUUGACCGAAUAAAAGAUCUAGUUGAAGGCAAAGAUUACCUCUUUCAAUUAUUGCUUCCAGAAUUUGGGUAUAAAGCCGUUUCAGAUUUACACUAUCAAGAGAUACAACAAUUAAUUAACAGGACGGUUGCAGACAGAGACAGCACACUGGAGAGACUUGAAAGUAACAGGAAAUCCACCUUGGCGUGGACAAGCUUAUGGAAUACCAAAAUCUACAACUGGUUACAAAAGAACACGGAUGAUUCAGACUUCUGA
Molecule: messenger RNA, 3095 nt
Organism: Pelobates fuscus (common spadefoot toad)
Lineage: Eukaryota; Metazoa; Chordata; Amphibia; Anura; Pelobatidae
Gene: LVRN
Product: laeverin
Exons: 20
Coding region: 75-3095 (1006 amino acids)
Biological process (GO): peptide catabolic process; proteolysis
Cellular component (GO): cytoplasm
Molecular function (GO): zinc ion binding; metalloaminopeptidase activity; peptide binding
Source: RefSeq, a predicted model, not a curated record